UAGGUUCCACCAGGUGACAACAAUACAGACACCUUACCGGAGCGGUGUUUGAAGUGAGCGGUUCAACCGGUUGAGGGCCGGUCUUUUCGACCCUUACCACGUAUACCUGCCACACGACAGCGACCAUGUAGCUCAAAUUAUGCCCAAGAAAAGGAGGUGAAGGUGACAAAAUGGCGGACGACGCAGAGCGUAAGAUAUCGCUUGGCGACCUGGAGAAAAAGACUUCCAUAGACCGAGGUUCUGUACCGACUACAACAGACGAGGACACCGAUACAGACGACAAGGAAAUCGAGCGACACUUGGGAAAAACCACAUCACCAUCUAAAGUACAACGUAACAAAAAAGGACUGAAACUUGAGGGUCUGACCCAAGGGUUAUCGACGGUACAAUACGAUGUGGAGAUGGUAGAUAGUAGGUCCGUCAGCCCCUGUUCUACCAACAAUAGUUCCUUCCGCUCUGAGGAUGCCCCAGGUGGACGUCUGCAGGUGCCUGACCAGAGAUCCUACACAGGGAGUCACUCCAGCCGAUCGGGCAGUCACAGUGCCAGCGAGCGGUCAGCCAGCCCGCAGAUAUCCUACGUUCGAGACAUCGGCUUAACCGCCCCUGCGGACGACAAGGAAGACGCCAGCGAAGACGUCACUCAGGAGUUCACCUACGAGAAGUUUGCGAAUGCUAACUACCGAGAGGGCACCAGGGUACACAGGCAGGUUGAACCGCUGCAAGAGCCACUCAUGCCUUACAAGACCAGAGAAGACAAACAGGCUGCAGUUGAAAACUUCAUGACGAUACUUCGGUUCAUGGGGGAGAUACAAGAGGAAAGUGAUGACAUCUCAAGAGAGGACAAUGUGUCCCCCAGUGACAGUGUGUCCAGACAGAGUAGUCCGGCACCUGGCUCUCCUACAGUGGACAGCCCUGUCAACCCUGCCCUUAGAAGGGCCCCACAGAUCGACCUGGGGCUGCUCGGACUCACUCCCGCUGAGAUUAAUCAGAUCUGUCUCAUCGUAGGGAACGGAAUCAUUAGUUCAAAUCUCAGGACAGAGAUCUACUGCCAGCUGUGUAAACAGUUAUCUAAGAACCCCUCCAGCAGGAGCCGUGAGCGGGGCUGGCUCCUCAUGUCCGCAUGUGUCAGCUGCUUCCUGCCGUCACAUCAACCCUACUUCCUGAAGUGCCUAGUAAACUUUAUCCUGACUGCGGGAGGGAACAGAGCAUCCUUCUGUGAGCGGAGACUGAGACGGACUCUGGAGAACGGCACCAGGUCUCUGCCACCUUCAUGGUUUGAGUUGCAGGCGAUUUGCACCAUGAAGCCCCUACAGGUGCCAGUAACCCUGAUGGACGGGAACACAGUCAGGGUGCUGAUGGACUCUGCCUCCACCAUACAGGAGAUCACUCAUCAGGUCGCCAAGAAGGUCGGCAUCAGGGACAAGUUCGGCUUCUGUCUCUACAUGACGGUAUCACAUCAGGUGUAUUCCCUGGGAGAUGGUCAUGAGUUAAUAAUGGACGACAUCGCGGAGAUCGAGCUGGGACUGAAGAACGUGAACAAACGAGAGGUUUCCUGGGAACUCUACCUCAGGAAAGAGUUGUUUGCACCAUGGCAGGACCCAAGUGAUGACAAGUUUGCAGCAGACCUAGUCUUCCAGCAGGUGGUUGGUGGGAUUCGCUUCGAGGAGUACAAGUGUGAAACGGAUGAAGACUAUGCAGACUUUGUGUCCAAGUCUUACUACAUAGACAGAGGCAAGCCUGCAUCCAUGGACAGUAUCAAAAACACGCUGCAUUUUUAUCUUCCUGAAGACAAGUUCAAGUCUAGUAAGGAGGACUAUUGGGCACAGCUUAUCUUUGAUACUUUCCAAAAGUUUCUAGCAGAAGACCCAGAGAUGACAGUAGACAAGGCGAAGGCUGAGGUUGUGCGCCAGGCGAUGGUGGAAUGGCCAUUCCUCUUCUCCAGGUUCUUUGUUGCAGAGAAGUUCUGUGGUCCGGGGCCGGACGGAGAGGACGUCAAGCUGCACAACUUGAUCGUGGCUGUGAACUGGCGCGGGCUGUUCCUGCUGAAGGAGGCGCGGGCCGAGAACGGGAAACAACAGCUGCUACUGGAACUGGAGUUCCGCCAUAUCAACAAAGCUGUCUGUGAAAGAGGAGGUGUUUAUGUGAUGGUCCAGACAGAGGACGGAGGAGAGUUUGUGUUUGAGAUGCCAGAUGCUGAGAAGUUACGAGAACUGGUCUCCCUGUUCCUGGGGAAGAACGAAUACAGCAAGGAACUUGAUGCCUUAAUGGAAGCUAAAAAGGCCAAACGUUCCAGACCGCCCCCCCUCCAAAACGACGCCGGUGGUUUAACCUGGCUCCUGCAGCUCCCCCUGACAGCUUUGUGGGGUAUUGCAUCUGGUGUGAGAGAGGUUGUCAGACUCCCCACUCGACUAUUUGACAAGGACAAUCCACAACCCCCUUCUUGAAAGUUUGAGCACUACUACGAAGUAUGACUCACUAUAAACCAAAGAUAACGACGAAACUGUUAUAACAGUACAUCUGAAAGAAUAAUAUUUAACGUUUAUUUUAAAGAGGUACUGUAUGAAGUGAGAUAUCUAAAGUAUGUAGUGUUGCUAAGACAAAUUUGUUCAUAAUUAUAUCUAUCAACUAGACAGGUCACAAUAGUUUAGCCAACUCAGUUUCUAUGAUGGGAUGGACUUUAUAGAAGAUGUCUAGAUUAUAUGAAGUAUGACCACUCGUCAUUUGAAUAUAUGACAGAACCAUUCUAGUCUCAGAUGUCGUAGAUUAUUUUCCUUUCUCAUUUAAUGUCUUCUAAAGACUGCCUACUAAUGUGAGAAAUAGUAGAACUAUCAGUAUGGUGAAAAUGUUGUACACAUUGAAAGUCUAUAUGCAAAGGUAUACUAUAUGAUACAGCAAGUUCAAGAAUUCCAAAGCUCAAAGUAAGGAAUAUAAUAAUUUUAUGGAAUUAUAUAUUAAUCAUUGUUUACUACUCUUUGGUAUUGAUAUCUAUGCUCUAAAAAAUACAAUAUGUCCAUUUUAUUAUACAAGUACUACAGAGAAAUGCCAUGUGGGCAGGCUGUCUUUUUUGUGUGGUGGAAAAAAGCCAUAUUAUAUUAUUACAAGCAUUCUUUGACAUGUUGAACAUACAAAAUGUACAAUGCAGUCAACACUAUUGGCUUCACUUGGUGGAAAUUUGAUCAAUAAUUAAUAGUUUGGAAAACAUUUAUCAGAUUGUUUAAGAUCACAAAAAUAUACCUUUACUAAAAUAUGAAGUUUUAAGAGUUGACACAGAAACGCUUGUAAAGAGAUUUUGAAAUAGUUUUAUUUUCAAAAAAAAGAGUGUACAUUUUGUGGAUGUUAACUUAAACUAGAAUUUGUAUAGAACUACAAUGUACUAUCAAUAUAAGAUAGGAUUGUUGCUGUUAGAAUCUAUUAAAUAUACAAAUGUUUGGGAAUAUAUUGGUUGCAUUAGGAAUUGAAUACACAUUUGUGGUUUGGUAGUUUUAAUAUCAUGUAUAAUCACAUGACAUUGUAAGCUUUGUAACAACCAUAUAUACCGCAUAAGGUGUAUAACAAACGUCUUAUGGCACCAUUAACAGUGUUUUUUUUCUUCAUUUUGACAUCUAAAAAAACUAUGAUAAAUGUAUUUGUAGCAAAAUGUAUGUUUUUCACAUAACCAGUUUAAGAUACUAGAAACAAUAAAAAGGGCUCAUCUGUUUACUUGUAUAAGUGAGUUCAGUUGAAAAAUAAACAUCUAAUUUGUCAAA
Molecule: messenger RNA, 3746 nt
Organism: Branchiostoma floridae (Florida lancelet)
Lineage: Eukaryota; Metazoa; Chordata; Leptocardii; Amphioxiformes; Branchiostomatidae
Product: myosin-VIIa-like
Exons: 16
Coding region: 171-2444 (757 amino acids)
Cellular component (GO): cytoskeleton
Source: RefSeq, a predicted model, not a curated record